Molecule: messenger RNA, 1037 nt
Organism: Drosophila innubila
Lineage: Eukaryota; Metazoa; Arthropoda; Insecta; Diptera; Drosophilidae
Exons: 2
Coding region: 122-685 (187 amino acids)
Source: RefSeq, a predicted model, not a curated record
CAAAGCUGUUGUGGGUAGCACAGCCGCAACCACAACAACAGAAACAACAACAACAACAACAAGAACAUUUGCCGGGGACUCCAUUGCAGAGAGCUCUGACAACAGACAUACGACGAGUAUAAUGGCCGACAUGAUGAAGGAUGUGCAGCGAGAGAGGGAGGAGAAUGAAAAGGAGCAGGAGCAGAUGGUCGCAGCUCAAGAUGCCGGCACAAUGGCGCGUAAUGAGGAACCGGAAAUGCCGCUGCAUGACAGCGACAGCCAUAAUGCGGAGACCAUUGAAAACUUUGGCGACGAGACAGGUUCAGAGCUAGUCGACCCACCACAGUCCGAGUUCGAGCAGUUGCAACUUAACCGAGAACGUGAAGAGCUUGAAUCUUCGGACGAUGAAGAGAUUCUUGCAGUGCCAAUCGAAAUGAGCGACACCUUUAACGAUGAGUGGGCAACUUUAGAUGGAGAUACAGCGGAUCCGGAUCCAGGCAACGAAUUGAAUAAUCACAUUGAUAUUUAUGAGAAGUUUGUGCCUGUGGAUCUGUCCAAUGAUAUUGCAGUUAACGACGCAGCAGCCGCAAAUCCCGACUUUCCAUAUAAUCCAGAUGCCGAGCUUUUUGAGGUGCGUACACCUGUCCAAACGAUGCCAAAGUUUGAGAAGUUAUCCCUAAUGCCCCCAACGCCAUUAGAGAAGUGAGCCAUAGGCGAUAUUUAAGGAAUUACCUUAAGUGUUUUAGUUUAUAAGAAAACUGCAUUCAUUAUCAUUGCUCGAAUACCAGAAUGAAAUCUGGGCAUUUCCACAGGCAUUUCCAAAAACAUGAAAAGCAGUUGCACUAUAUUUAUUGAAAUUUAUGUAAGCAAUCGACCUUUCCGAUUAACAGGUAUAAGCGAAAAUAUGCAAUGACUUCACGUAAAAAAAAAGCAGUUGGUUUUGAAUUCAAAUUGCAAAACGCAAAUCUCUCUGAAAUAGGCAAGCCUUUUGCAUAAAAAACCUCUUUUAAAAAUCACUUGAAAAAAUUAAAGUUAACUUUUCAUUUUUUUAAUUUAAA